Messenger RNA from Williopsis jadinii, 500 nucleotides. RefSeq lists its product as uncharacterized. The record is from RefSeq and is a predicted model, not a curated record. The coding region runs from base 45 to 452 and encodes 135 amino acids. Lineage: Eukaryota; Fungi; Ascomycota; Saccharomycetes; Phaffomycetales; Wickerhamomycetaceae. The transcript has a single exon.
UCGAAGCAGCAAAAACAGCACAGCGGAAGAUUACAACAAAAGCUAUGACCAUAGCACAGGCUUCAGUCGUCCCAAUAACAAACUCCAAAGGGCUAGAGACAAUAACCCUAAAGAAUAUCGUAUCGUUGGAUCUUAUUGAACAGAAUGAAGCGGUUCUUAAGGCGGCGCAGCUGUUGGACGAUUCAGCCACGAGGGUUGUGUUUAGAGACAGAGUGACCACUGAGAAGUUGAAAGAGCUCAUCGAAACCAAACAAAUGGAGGAACAAAGGGAAAAGGAAUCGUUGGUACAGCUGAAACAUCAACUUAGUAAAUCGUCAACCGUUGACAAGGAUACUGAGUUGAUCAACAAGCUUUCGACGGAGUUUCUGAGCGAUUCUACUCCGAUCGACGAUGUAGACGAUGUACUACAAGCAUUUGAGAAGGAAAAUGGAGUCAAAGUGAUACUUAAAUAGUUUAUAGAACUGGUUCGCUCGUUAAAUGCCGAUAACCAAUGAACUCAG